This is a messenger RNA of Rotaria sp. Silwood1, 1977 nucleotides long. The record is from the annotation of a GenBank genome assembly. Lineage: Eukaryota; Metazoa; Rotifera; Eurotatoria; Philodinida; Philodinidae.
AUUGGUGAUAUAACUAGUUUUUAUAAAGAAAUAUUUCUAAACAUUCCAAAUCUAGAUAAAAAUUUAAAAGAAAAUCAAUUAAUUGAUCUUCCUUAUAGUGAUAAAACAUUUGAAAAUAUUAAAUCAGGACAUGUUAACGUAAAUAUAUCUUCAAUUAAUUAUUCAUCAAAUAAAAUUCAAACAAAUUCAACAUCGAAUGUUUUAUCAUCAUCGAUUCAAGUAGGUAACCUUUUGUUUUUUUCUUCUAUUAUUGAUUAAAUAAUAUCAUCAAGAUUUAUUUCUUAAGAAAAUAAUAUUGAUUAUUUAUUAUCAAUUGUAUAAUUAAGUAUUUAUUUAAUAUUAUUUCUAAUAAAUAUUGAUCAUGAUAACUAUAUUAUAUUAAUUAUUAUAUUCAACAAUAACAAAUAUAUAUACAAGUUAUUUAAUCGACAACGAAUUAAAAUAUAGACAAUAUAUCGAUUCUUAACAAGAUAAUUCAUUAAAAAACAAAAAGAAAAAAAAGCAGAAGUCGAAUUCUCUAUUGAAUUUUUGAUAUAGAAUUUUUCUUUUUAAUAAAAUCUACGUUGGAAUUAAAUCUUUGAUUAGAUUUCAAAAAAUUUUCAUUAAAAAACGCUAGUCAAAUAAAUCAAAUCUUAGUUGAAUUAAUCGAAAUAGAAUUUAUUUAUUAGAUUCUUCUCUUUUAUAUAAUAUAAAACAAAUAAGAAUAUUUGUCUACAAUUAAAUAAACACAUAAGAGCCAUUUUUAUAUUUCGACCAAUUUUAUUUAACUUAAUUGAAUAAUAAAAUUUAUUUAUUUAUUCAAACAUUUGUUUUUUCUCUCAUAUUAUGUAAAUAUAUGAGAUAAAUAAAUAUUUAGUAAAAUAGUUGUUAGUUGACCUAUUCAAAUAAACAAGUAAUUAACAUAUUAAAAAAUUAAUAAAAUAAUAAUAUUAUUUAUAAAAUUUGUUAAAUCUAAUUGAAUUGAAAUCAUAUGAAUCAUAUUGAAAUUUUUUUCUUUUUUUUUUAAAUAAAUAAAUUCUAGGUGCAAAUGAUACAGUACGAACGACUCGAACUUGAACUGAAGAUGGUAAAUUUUUAACAACUAUUUCAACAAUAUCAAAAAUAAAUAAUUCAAAUGAUGAUCAAGAUAAUAUUCUUAUUAACAGAAAUGAAAAAAAUCUUUUUUUUGGUCAAUUAACAAAUAAUUCUAUUUAAGGAACAUUUUCCGAUGAUUCAAAUUCAAAUUGUUUAACAAAAAAGUUUUACAAAUUGAAAAAGAUCGACAAAAAAUUGAAGAAUAUUGACUUUUUCUUUUUUUUUUGAUUAUUUUAUAUUUGACAUUUAUUAACAAAUAAAUAUAAGAAAAAAAGAACAGUUUGCUAAUUUAAUAUGUAUGGAUUGUUUCAACAUGAAUAAAAACUUCAAUCUGUGGUCUAUCCUAAGAAAAAAAAUCAGCUGGGGUGUGGGUGUGGGUGUGUGGGUGCUAGUUACCAAAGGAGCACACAUGCCCACACCUACACCCAAGAGGAGAUCAAGGAAAUGUUAUUUACCGUUUUAUUCAUACCUAUUUUGUACCUUUAUUACCAUCUAUACAUUGUCUACAUGAUGGCUCAACUGGAGGAGGAGCAUGUACUGAUAAAACAAUCGACUUUUAUUAUAAUCAACCAAAUUUUCUGGCUUGUGCUCAUAAACAAUAAUAAUAAAAUAAAAUCAUGUUCUUUUUUUUUCAAUUUAAACUUUAAAUAAUAAAUUGAUAUCAUUCAUAAAUAAUUACGCGGAAAAUAAGAUGUAAAACUGAUUUGGUAAUUCGACUUGAUAACUGUGCUUCUCUAUUAACUUAACAUUCAAAUAACUGCUAAUAUAUAUGUAUCUCUUUAAAAUAACAAAAAUACCCGAAUCUUGAAAUGUGAGGAUGCUAUUUGAAUCUAAUUUCAAUAUAUUUAUUUGUCAAUUGAUCAAGAUUUUCUACAAAGUACCUGUUGAGAAAUAACUAUGUGG